Messenger RNA from Juglans regia (Persian walnut), 774 nucleotides. Its product is annotated as receptor kinase-like protein Xa21. The record is from RefSeq and is a predicted model, not a curated record. NCBI's taxonomy places the organism in Eukaryota, Viridiplantae, Streptophyta, Magnoliopsida, Fagales, Juglandaceae. Gene Ontology annotation, biological process: protein phosphorylation. Gene Ontology annotation, molecular function: ATP binding; protein kinase activity. The transcript is spliced from 2 exons. The coding region runs from base 13 to 723 and encodes 236 amino acids.
GACACAAAUUCAAUGCCUUUAGCAACAUGGAGGAGAAUUUCACAUCAAGAACUUAUUCGAGCAACAGAAGGGUUCAGUGUAAACAACUUACUUGGAGAAGGGAGUUUUGGGUUUGUUUACAAAGGAACACUCUUAGAAGGUACAAUUGUUGCUAUAAAAGUUUUAAAUUUGCAAGUGGAGGGGGCAUUCAAAAGCUUUCACAUAGAAUGUGAGGUAUUACGCAAUAUUCGUCACCGAAAUCUUGUCAAAAUCAUUACCGCUUGUUGUAACAUGGACUUCAAAGCCUUGGUAUUAGAAUACAUGCCUAAUGGGAACCUAGAUAUGUGGUUGUACUCCAAAAACCAUUGCUUGAAUAUGUUACAAAGGCUAGAUAUAAUGAUUGAUGUGGCAACAGCAGUAGAAUACCUUCAUCUUGGUUAUGCAACACCUAUUGUUCAUUGUGAUCUGAAGCCUACCAAUGUCUUAUUAGAUGAAGAUAUGGUUGGACAUGUCGCUGAUUUUGGCAUCGCAAAACUCCUUGGUGAUGGAAUUUCUCUAACACAAACAAUGACUCUCGCUACAAUUGGAUAUAUGGCACCAGGUGAGGAGUGUUUGCUAUCCACCAUGGGAUUAGCUUUGCGUUGUUGUGCCGACUCGCCUGAACAGAGGAUUGGUAUAGAAAAUGUUUUAGCUACACUCAACAAGAUCAAAUUGAAGUUUCUCAAAGAUAUUAGUGGACGCUAAUCAUGUGAGAGAAUAAGGUUAGUUUAUAGCUAUUGAUUUCAUGUUUAUGGC